UAUCUUCAUGGAUUUAAGAUGGGGUGACCCGUUCCAUAUCGUGUCAGGAUGGACCGCGUCUCCUAUAAUUUUCCAUCGUUCUAUAUGUAGUACCAACAAUUGGGAAGAUCACCAUGAAUCCGAUUGUCAUGGCAGCAACCGACCCAGUCAAGAUACUAGAGAUUUGCCGAGUCACUCCUUCUGACGCACCUGAGUCAGCUACUGAGUUAUCUCUCCCUCUCACCCACUUCGACAUCUUUUGGCUCAAACAACACCCAACUGAGCGUAUCUUUUUCUAUGAGCUCACUGAUUCAACCCACACAUUUUUCCACUCAGUGAUCGUCGCUAAACUUAAAGCCUCUCUCUCCCUUACACUCCUCCACUUUCUCCCUCUCGCUGGAAACAUCUUGUGGCUCCCACACGCCGCCAUGCCAGCCAUCUGCUACUACCCAAACGACGAUGUUUUGGUCACAGUUGCCGAGUCUAAUGCGGACUUCACUCUUGUUUCUGGCAACCAAAUGCGUGAAGUCAUGGAGUCAAAACUUUAUAUUCCAGAGUUGCCUGUAUCGGAUUCAACAGCGGCAACUAUAGCCUUCCAAAUAACACUAUUUCCAAAUCAAGGCUUUUCCAUUGGUAUCUCUUCCCACCAUGCUAUCUUUGACGGCAAAAGUGUGAUCAUGUUUAUGAAAGCAUGGGCUUACAUAUGCAAACAGAGCGAAACGGAGACCAACCCAUCUUUAUUACCUGAGCUAAUUCCGGUUCUCGAUCGAAGUCUCAUUCAGGACCCAGAAGGUCUUUCCAUGAUUUACUUGAACAACUGGUUGGAAGCCAAAUUGCCAGGUUUGAAUACCAUUAAUCCUAAGAGUUUAAAGCUAUUUCAGGGUAAAGGAGUUCCACCCAACUCAGUACGAUCAACGUUCGAGUUGUCUCGCGAAGAUAUACAGAAACUGAGGCGAAAGGUAAUCUAUCAAUUGGAAGGCCUCCAUGAAGAAGAUUCGAAUCAAAUUAAAUCAGCGCAUUUUUCAACUUUUGUUCUCUCAUUUGCUUAUACUUUGGUUUGUAUCGUGAAAGCGCGAAUGGCCGAAAGGAACAGAAAGAUUGUUUUUGUAUUCGUAGCAGAUUGUAGAGCCCGUUUGGACCCUCCAAUACCUGCCAAUUAUUUUGGUAACUGUGUCAAAGGCAUCCGUAUAUUUACAGAAGCAGAAACUCUUCUUGGAGAUGAUGGGGUUGCCUUUGCUGCAGAGAAGCUUAGCGAGCGGAUAAAAGGGUUAGAGAAAGGAGUGAUAAGCGAAAGAGAGAAGGAAAGGCUUGCAAUCUAUUUGGAAGUUAUGGGGGCAGGAGGUACAGCAAUAGGCAUUGGGGUUGCUGGGUCACCUCGAUUCGAGGUUUAUGGGACAGAUUUUGGGUGGGGAAAGCCAAAGAAGGUGGAAAUUACAUCCAUAGAUAGGGGGGAAUCCAUUUCCUUAACGGAGAGCAAAGACGGGAGUGGCGGAGUUGAGGUUGGUUUAGUUCUAAAGAAGCAUGAGAUGGAGAGAUUUGAUUCGGUGUUUGUCAAUGGUCUAAGAAACCUAUGAGUUAAUUAACUCUCUCUCUCUCUAUUGUUGUAGAGAGAGAAAGUUCUUUCAUUUUUCCUUUCUUUUCAUCUAGGAGACCAGCUCCUUUCUUUACCGUUAGUGGCUGUCCCUUGCUCCAUUCGGGCAGGGGUUUCUUCCCUCCCUACCCAAAUAGUUGUUUUUUAGUUUUGUUUUGGGUUGUUUGCCCAUCCUUUCAUGGAGAGGGAACCCAAUGGAAGAUUGUCUCUGUGGUGGUUUAUUACAUGCAGAGGGUUCCUCAGUGGGGAGUCUUCGGCAACCCUCAGUUUGCUGUCUUGAUGCUAGAUAGAUUUCUUUAUGUCCUCAUUUGAGCUUCAUUAUGCUAAAUAUUAAUGGUGUGAGGCUUCCUAUAAUAGCUUUUCUAGUUGUUGACAUCGGUGAAGGAUGGUCCAAGCUUGGAGAAGCAGGCGAUUAGGGUUUCUCUUUUGGAAGAGAUAGUCUUCCGGAUCCUGUACUUGGGUCGAGUCUUCGUAGUUGUAAGAGUAUAUUGUAUGGUUUUGAGCCUUAAUUUUGGACAGUGUAUCUUUAACUUAAUUGGGAGCCUUUUUUUAAUAGUAAGUCUAGGCCUGAACUUCCUUUGUUAGCCUAUGUAUUGCCCUUUCUUGUAUAAGCUUAAUGUUUAAUGAAUUCCAACCUAUCUUUUU
Hevea brasiliensis (rubber tree) is the source of this 2215-nucleotide messenger RNA. RefSeq names its product phenolic glucoside malonyltransferase 1. The transcript has a single exon. The record is from RefSeq and is a predicted model, not a curated record. The coding region runs from base 114 to 1553 and encodes 479 amino acids. Lineage: Eukaryota; Viridiplantae; Streptophyta; Magnoliopsida; Malpighiales; Euphorbiaceae.